Ctenopharyngodon idella (grass carp) is the source of this 1363-nucleotide messenger RNA. It is a transcript of the gene ubl7b, whose product is annotated as ubiquitin-like 7b (bone marrow stromal cell-derived). NCBI's taxonomy places the organism in Eukaryota, Metazoa, Chordata, Actinopteri, Cypriniformes, Xenocyprididae. Gene Ontology annotation, cellular component: cytosol. The coding region runs from base 113 to 1234 and encodes 373 amino acids. Gene Ontology annotation, molecular function: polyubiquitin modification-dependent protein binding. Gene Ontology annotation, biological process: ubiquitin-dependent protein catabolic process. The transcript has 11 exons. The record is from RefSeq and is a predicted model, not a curated record.
ACUUUUAUUUUGGGGGGAAACUGUGUGACAUCACAUCCGGCUACCAGCUGUUGACAAAGCGCUGCCUCACUGACUACAGCUGCUGUGUGAACCGCUCGCUACAAAACUGGAUAUGGAGAGUUCAGCGUGGCAUCUCUCCCUGAAACUCAGCGACAAACCCAAGGCGAAGUUCCGGUUUCCAGACACCGAACCUGGAGACGUCCAUCCGGGAGGAUACCAGGUGUCGAGUCUCAAACAGCUGAUCUCAGCGCAGUUAUCAGACUCGCUGCCAGACCCUGAGCUCAUAGACUUUGUGCACUGUGGCUGUGUGCUGAAGGAUGACCUCACGUUAGACUCCUACGGGAUCAAGUCUGGAUCAACACUGCACAUCAUUAAGAAGACGUGGCCGGAGCCGGAGGUCAAGCCUGAGCCGGUGAACAGGUCUGCUGCCGCCAGAGAGUUCCGGAUGCUUCAGGCCGGGCUGCACUCCAACGGAGCGUACAGAGAAGCGGUGUUUAAGAUGCUGGCUAAUAAAGAGUCACUGGAGCAGAUUAUCGCCGCCUCACCUGGACUCAGUUCAGACCCUGUCGCUUUAGGUGUGCUUCAGGAUAAAGAUCUGUUCGUUCAGUUUACAGACCCAAGCCUGCUGGACAUGUUGAUCCGAUCUCACCCGGCAUUGGUCAACGCUAUCAUCCUGGUCCUGCACUCGGUGACCAGCAGCAUGUCCAGCCAAUCCGGCGGCAGCUCGUCCCGCAACGUGUCGGCCAGUUCUUACAGUGAAAUGCCAGGAGGUUUUCUGUUCGACGGCAUGUCAGACGAUGAUGAGGAUUUCCAAUCUCAUGGAAACAGAGCUAGACACCAGAGACCGUUUGGAGCAUCCAGACCGAUGACUCUGGGUCACAGCGGAGCCACAGGGCCACGUCCCAUCACCCAGAGUGAGCUCGCGUCCGCCCUGGCUUUAGCCAGCACCCCAGAGGGCAGUGCAGGCCCGCCGACACAGAGCGCUCCGGAGAUGUCUUCUGGUGGGCCGUCAGUAGCGUCAGGCGCUCCGGUCAACAGCAGUCUGCUCAGUCAGGCUCUGCAGCAAGCCCUACAGGCCUCUGGCGUGAGCUCGCUUCAGGGCCGCUGGCAGACGCAGAUGCAGCAGUUGAGGGAUAUGGGCAUCCAGGACGAGAAUCUGGCUCUGCGUGCGUUAACAGCCACAAACGGAGAUCUGCAGGCCGCGCUAGAGAUCAUCUUUGCUGGAGGACUUUAACGUGUCAAGGUUUGGCUUUGGACUGAGACUGACCAUGAAACAUCUCACCUUAAACUAAGGGCUGCUUUGUUUUUGUUUUUUUGUAUUGCUUUUCACCUAAAUAAAAAUAAAAAAAGUUAUUAAAAACUA